AAAAUGCCCAUCAUCAAGUUGCAAUCUUCGGACGAGGAGAUCUUCGAAACGGACAUCCAGAUCGCCAAGUGCUCGGGAACAAUUAAGAUCAUGCUGGAGGAUUGCGGCAUGGAGAACGACGAGAAUGCCAUUGUACCGCUGCCCAAUGUGAACUCGGAGAUUCUUCGUAAAGUACUCACCUGGGCUCAAUACCACAAGGACGAUCCCCAACCAAUCGAGAAUGACGACAGCAAGUAUAAUUGCAGCGACGACAUCAUCGCCUGGGAUCUAGAAUUCCUGAAGGUCGAUCAGAGCACCCUGUUUGAGCUCAUCCUGGCGGCCAACUAUCUGGAUAUCAAGGGACUGCUGGAGCUCACCUGCAAGUCGGUGGCCAAUAUGAUCAAGGGCAAGACGGCCAAAAAGAUCCGCCAGACCUUUAAUAUCAAGAAGGAGGACGGCAGCGAGAGCAGCGACAGCGAGUGA
Molecule: messenger RNA, 462 nt
Organism: Drosophila takahashii
Lineage: Eukaryota; Metazoa; Arthropoda; Insecta; Diptera; Drosophilidae
Source: RefSeq, a predicted model, not a curated record